Molecule: messenger RNA, 1953 nt
Organism: Metopolophium dirhodum (rose-grain aphid)
Lineage: Eukaryota; Metazoa; Arthropoda; Insecta; Hemiptera; Aphididae
Source: RefSeq, a predicted model, not a curated record
AUGUUCGACUGUAUGACGUGUGGAAAAGUUUUUACCCAUAAGCGUGGUCUAAACAGGCAUUCAAAAAUCCACGACGGAUCAACGAUUCCAUGUGGGAUAUGUGCAAAGGUUUUCACUCAGCAAAGCAACCUAUCGCGGCACACCAAGAAUAUCCACAGGGUCGCCCGCCAUACUAACGAUGACCGCAAUGUGGUUCGAAUAGGCAACGCAAUGGGCGCGUCUAAUCGGACAUUCGACCGUGAUAACGCGUUCCCGCCGCCUGCUACACUAUCACGGCAAUAUACGGAGAACAGUGGCAAAAACAUUAGGCGUAAAAAGGCUCGUAUGCAAUCGGUUAAUACGUCGGGGUUUAUCGAAUUACAAUCUACGCUCGAACGCACGACCGUGUGGUAUUUCAGAAAAAAUAUCGAAAACGUUAAGAGUUAUCGCGCAUUUUUCCAUUCGAUAGAGUCGGAAUUAAUAGUAAAAUUACGCGAGUGUGUGAUAAGUCAUCCGAUUAAAUAUAACCUUAAGAUAGAGGCCACCUACGGCGUACCUAACGUGGAAAAUACCAGCGAAAACCGUGUUUUCAAGUCAUCGGCCCGAGAGUUGUACUCGUACAACGACGUCGAGGGUGUGGUAGAUCGUGAUUUUACGGCACUUCUCGCCGAGGAGAACGGUUACGCGGGCAAGAACAGCGGUUUCGCCCUAUCGUGCAUUGACGGGAUGCUUUUGGGGGUUUACGAGUACUCGCAUGGGUCGUCAUACUUACCACUCCCGCCGAGCAUCGCAGAUCGAAAGGUCGUAAUAAACCCUCAAAACAUAGAUCUGCAAUGCUUUAAAUUGGCGAUUUUGGCAAAGCAUGUGCCCCAUGUUAACAGUUUCAGAGUAUGCGCGAAUUAUUUCUGCGAAGAGCACCGUUACGACUUUUCCACGUUAUCCGUUUCCACGCCCGUAUCGGAGAUAACAUCGUUCGAGCGAGCGAAUCCCGGUACAUCGAUUAACGUUUACGGCGUGAGAAAAUGCAAAAAUAAUAAAAAUAAAAAAUCUACGACGGAAUCGGUGGCGUACCCCCUGCGGGUGGUCGAUGACGAACUGCCGGAUCAUUUUGACUUACUGUUGAUCACCAGCUCGGGGGAAAAAAGUCACUACACUGUGUCAAAUUUUUCGAGACUCGCUAGCAUGCAGAAAAAUAGUCGUGAACAACGAUUAUUUUUUUGCAAAAAGUGUUUCACCAGUUUCGACGACCAACCUAUGCGAUAUAAAUUGCACGGCGAGGAGGCGUUGGCACGUCAUCGUUUAGUCUGCGGUACUCACAAAUCCAUAUUGCCGCCGGAAGGGAGCACGCUCGAGUUCAACGCGUUGUGUAAAACGCAACGCGUGCCGUUCGUUAUAUACGCCGACUUUGAGGCCCUUCUCGUGAAAUCUACGCAGCGAUACGGUGACAAUACCGAAGCGUUGCACACGCAUCAGCCGAUGAGCUAUGGGCUUAUGUUUGCCGCUGCGGACGGUGUACCUGGAGAGCUGAUGGAGCAGUUCGACAUCCCACGGACUCCGAUCAUUUUUCGCGGCUCAGAGACCGUGGACGAUGUAGCCAAGCGAUUCGUCAUAGCCGUCAUCGAUAUGGCCGAAAAAAUAUGCAAACUGUUGAAGACGACCAACGUGCCGAUCACGAUGGGCGUCGAGGACGUGCGCGCGCACGGAAUGAAGACCGUGUGCGAUCUGUGUGCGAAAACUUUCACAGACCAAAAUUGUAAAGUCACACAUCACGACCACUUGUCGGGCCGAUUUCUCAAGACUCUGUGCAACACAUGCAACCUCAAAUUAAAAACGCCAAAGUUCGUGCCGUGCUUUUUACACAAUCUCUCAAAUUACGACGCUCAUUUUUUCGUCACGCAUCUGGGACUUCACGCCAACACGAUAUCGCGUUACCCAAUAGCGAGGAACGAUAUAUAUCGUUUUCGAAAUACAUAA